Chilo suppressalis (striped riceborer) is the source of this 3018-nucleotide messenger RNA. Lineage: Eukaryota; Metazoa; Arthropoda; Insecta; Lepidoptera; Crambidae. The record is from the annotation of a GenBank genome assembly.
AAAAAAAGCAGUGCUAUGGUGUUGUGAGUGUUCCAUUUUUGAAUCUUCUCACGUCGUCCGCAAAUCGGAUUUCUAUUUUGGACCCGCAACCGAUGUAGUGCCCAGGGUAUCAAAAUGGGCCACAAGCAGUACCUGGCGGUGAGCCAGAGCGCUCGCAGCCGCCUCUUCGGUCUGCCAGGGGACAAAACACUGCCGCUAAACAUGCUGAUCUCACAGCAGGGCAAGAUCAAUCGUGGACGCCUAGCAGUCAUUACGUUCAGCAUAUUCACAGUCGCCCUCGGGAUCAUACUAUCAUUCGUGCCAUGGUUGGAUUAUAUAAUAUUUAGGGAAUUAAAGAUAUGGAAUGGUUCGUUGAGCUACAGUUAUUGGCAGCGACCUGGAGUCACGAGGCUAACGAAGGUCUACAUAUUCAACGUGACGAACCCUCACGGGUUCCUUGAGCAAGGGGAAAAGCCGAAACUGGUGGAAGUCGGCCCCUUUGUCUAUAGGGAAGAUAUGGAAAAGGUGAACAUCAAAUUCCACGAUAACGACACGGUAACAUUUCAACACAACAAAAUAUUGAGGUUCGUCCCGGAGUUGUCUGUCGACAAGGAUCAGAAGUUGGUUGUGCCCAACAUUCCAUUGUUGACUGUCACUUCUUUCUCUCCCAAUCUGGCUGGCUUCCUAUUCAACCUUCUUGUCUCUGGACUCGCUAUCACGUACAAGGAUCGUGCUAAACCGUUCGUCGAAGUCACAGCUGAAGAACUGGUGUUUGGAUAUGAUGACCCUUUGGUGACCCUAGCUCACUAUUUUUACCCCAAAGGAAAGCGGCCAAAUAGUCAAAUGGGAUUACUUUUAGCUAGAAACGGCACUCUUGAAGAGGUGUCGACCAUCUACACCGGGCAGAAGUCUAUGGACAGAUUCGGGUACAUAGACAAGAUAAACGGAUUGGAUCACCUGCCCCACUGGCGGGAUCGGCCUUGCAACGAUAUCAGGGCCUCCGAGGGAUCAUUCUAUCCUCCUCGAGCCGUUACCAAGUCUGAUAUGGUAUACGUGUAUGACAAAGACUUGUGCAGAAUACUACCACUGCAAUACAGAAAGGAUAUUUACAAAGAUGGCAUUCAAACUGGCUUGUACACUCCACCGAGUUCUACUUUAGAAAACGCUUACAUAAAUCCUGACAACAAAUGUUACUGCGACGGGGAGACGUGCCCACCCAGAGGACUGCAGAACAUAAGCCCCUGCCAAUACAAUGCUCCUGUGUACCUCUCGUACCCGCACUUCUUUGACGCUGAACCCACCUUGCUGGACAGCUUCGAAGGUUUGAAACCUGACAAGAAGAAGCAUGAGACCUACUUUAUGAUCCAACCGAAACUGGGUGUGCCCUUAGAAGGCUUCGUGCGAGUACAACUCAACCUGAAGGUAGACCGAGCUCCCGACAUCGGCAUCAACAGCAUCAACAAAUUCCCCGACAUCAUAUUCCCGGUCAUGUGGGUGGAAGAGGGCAUCCACGAGGUCACAACGCCAAUAUGGCGCUGGAUUUACCUUGCCACCACAGUGGGGCCAGUGGCAGCACCAUUACUAUCCUACUCCAUGAUAAUCUUGGGCCUUUUAGUGUUGAUUGUCAUGUUCAUCAAGGCAUACAAAAGCUUCGUCCUAGGCCAGAACUCCAUGGAAAUCGUCGAGAUAGGCAGAGAGACCCUGCGUCGUAGAUCAACAAUAAUAAUCCACGAAUCACAAAGGAUAUUGUCGGGCAGGGAAGCGUCGUACAAACUUCUCAAUCCACAGCAUGAUGGCUUGAUCGAUAGCAAGGCACAUGAACUGAAACAUGUAAAAUCGGAACUGAACCAGAGUCUUGACGAGAUAAAAUUCAAAUUUAAGUCUGAGUUCGUGAAAAGUAACGUGUGCGACACCGAAAGAGAAUCUCUCAUCAGUUCGGAUAACACGUUCAUUUUGUCAGAACACGCCAUGUGCAACAUCUUCAAGUUACCAGAGACGGUUUGUUAAUUUUGAGAAAAUUAUGUGUUUGUGCUGUGUUUUUAAUACUUUUCAGUGCUCUUUUGGCCAUUUGAUGUCAUUCGCUAUGGAUUGAAUGAACUUUCAAAUCGAAUUUGGUACUGACUUGAGUUAACAAGUGACAAUAGGUAUUUGGCGAAAAGCAUGACUCAAGUCUAUAUAUUUUUUAUAACAAGUCUGACACGUGAAUAAGAUUAAUUAAAACUUAAUGAUAAUUGUUAAAUAUAAUUCUUUGAAAUAAAUUUUAGGUAAUAUCAUAAAAUAAAAGUAUAAAUUUGGAGGUGACUAUUUUGAUAAAUAAAUGACUAGGAAAUGUUAUCAGUCGAGGAGUUUUUAAUAGUUUCUUCUAAAUUGUCCAAACUUUUUGCUUUGUUCAACCCAUACUUUUAUGGAUUUGACAAACAAAAGUUAACUUUUUUUAAUGUGUUGUAUGAAUAUUGUGUGUAUGGGUAGCAUUUUAUUUGAAUUCCUUAGAUAUAAUGAACAAAUUGCUCAUAUUUAGUGUGUAGCCAAAACUUUUUCAAUUAAAAAUAAAAGAACUUAUAUUGGAUAGUAGACAAUGCUAAAUAAUAAGACUGUUUAGAGAAUCUGGCAAGUAAAAUGUUAAGUCUUUGCUGUUAACCUUUAAUAAUGACUUUUUUGACUAGUUAAAUGAGAUGAAAAUCCCAUUUUUUUACGAAAUGUUUAAAUUAUCUUUAAUGUAUGUAAUGUGAAAUUAGAAACAUAAUUUGCAGCAAAAUGCUAGUCUAUUUAUGAUAAAAAUAAUUUUAAAUCAUGAGUUUCAUUUUCUUUUCAACCCAGAAUCGCAGCAUUAUAAGUGCGGUUGUUACCAACUCUCUUGUUGGGUUCUUGUGCUAUAAGAUGCGUGUUUUUACAAUUGAAAUUAAUAAAAAAAUUAUAAUAAAAAAAAUCUCCAAAAUUUACGCAGUUGGUAAAAAAAGAUGCACAUUAUAAAUUUUAUCAUCAAUUCGGUAAUUAAAUAAUACUUGAAUGUAGAACAGAUAAAUUGGUGUAACCAAAAAU